Liolophura sinensis is the source of this 4835-nucleotide messenger RNA. RefSeq names its product cytoplasmic FMR1-interacting protein 2-like. The record is from RefSeq and is a predicted model, not a curated record. Gene Ontology annotation, molecular function: small GTPase binding. Gene Ontology annotation, biological process: regulation of actin filament polymerization. The transcript has 28 exons. The coding region runs from base 162 to 3989 and encodes 1275 amino acids. Lineage: Eukaryota; Metazoa; Mollusca; Polyplacophora; Chitonida; Chitonidae.
CUCCUUCUUUCAGGACAUGAAAACCCGGCAGUUGGAUUAUUUAGGCCAACAUCAAAAUGAUCUGAGCGACGGAACGUUUUUCUCUGGUCUGCAUAACUUUUCUUGAGUUGAACUGUGACAGUUGUUGAAGUGUUGAGCCUGACAGUUACCACUCCGGGGCCAUGGCUUCACCAACGUCACCCCCAGCCCUUAACCCGGACAAAAUGGCCAGUGGUGAGAAGAUAACACUGACUGAUGCCCUGCAGAAUGUGGAUGUGCUGGGAGAACUGCCUCUUCCUGACCAGCAGCCGUGUAUAGAUGCCCUAUCACCCUCAAUACACUACCAUGCAGAUUUCAACACCAACUUUGAGGACAGAAAAGCUUUUGUCUCUGGUGUGGCCAAGUACAAUGAAGAGGCCACCACCCACGCUGAUCUGAAUUUGCUGCUGGAGGAAGGCCAAGAGUACGCAGUCAUGCUGUAUACCUGGAGAUGCUGCUCCAGAGCCUUGCCUCAGGUGAAAAGUAACGAGCAGCCCAACAGGGCAGAGAUUUAUCAGAAGAUAGUGGAGGUGCUUAACCCCUCUGUGUCCAAGCUCAAGAGCUUCAUGUAUUUCCAUAGAAGAGCGACAGACAGAUUUUGUGAUGAAGUACGGCGCCUGUGUCAUAGAGAACGCAGGAAUGACUUUGUGUCAGAGGCCUACCUCCUCACCCUGGGAAAAUUUAUCAACAUGUUUGCUGAGCUGGACGAAUUGAAGAACAUGAGGUCAAGUGUGAGGAAUGACUACGCUGCAUACAGAAGGGCUGCCCAGUUCCUGAAGGUGAUGACAGACCCCCAGGCUCUGCAGGAGUCUCAAAACCUCUCCAUGUUCCUGGCCACUCACAACAAGAUACGAGAUGAGCUGAAGAGCACACUGAUGCAGAUCCCACAGUUUGAAGAUCUGCUGGCUGAGGUCAUCCACACCUGUGUCAACAUGUAUGAGAACAGGACCUUCUUGUACCCUACAGAGAAAUACAUGCUGGUCAAGGUGAUAGCAUUUGGUCUGUUCCUGAUGGAUAACAAGGACACCAGCAUCUACAAGAUGGAUGCCAGGAAGAAAGUCAAUAUCUCCAGAAUAGAUAAAAUCUUGAAGCAAUUAGAGGUUGUCCCCCUUUAUGGGGAUAUGCAGAUUGCCCCGUUCCAGUAUAUACGUAAUGGGGCUAACUUUGACGCCUCUAAAUGGCAGUGCUGUACCUCACAUGUGCCCAGUCCCCAGUCUAAUCUCCUACAGGACCUGGUGAGGAUACGAGAAGACCAUGUCAGAUACAUCAGUCAGCUAGCCAGGCACAGCAAUGAGGCUAUUACAACAAACCGAGAGAGUCUGAGAUCAGAUGCGGAGAACAAAGAGCUGUAUGAUUUAGCCCUGCGAGGUAUGCAGCUUCUGUCUGCCUGGACACAACAAGUCAUGGAGCUGUAUUCCUGGAAACUGCUUCACCCUACGGACCCUCAUCAGAAUCAGAACUGUCCAGCGGACGCAGAGGAGUAUGAACGGUCUACAAGGUACAAUUACAACAGUGAGGAAAAGUUCGCUAUAAUCGAGGUGAUUGCCAUGAUUAAAGGGCUACAACUCCUGAUAUCUUGCAUGGAAUCUGUGUUUAUGGAUGCUAUUCGGCGCCACAUCUAUGCAGAGUUACAGGACUUUGUUCAGCUGGCGUUAAGGGACCCUCUGAGAAAGUCGAUCAAGAAGAGAAGUGAUGUCAUGAAAGUGAUCAUCAUGUCAGUAAGAGACACAUGUGCUGAUUGGCUGCGGGGAGUUGAGCCACAGGACGACCCAGUUCUGAAGGGCAAGAAAGACCCAGAUGAUGGGUUCUUCAUCAAGGUCCCUCGCAGGAAUGUAGGGCCAUCAAGCACCCAGCUGUACAUGGUGAGGACGAUGUUGGAAUCCCUGAUACAUGACGGAGGUGCGAGGAAAAAGACAAUGAGGAAGGACAUAGAUCUGCAUCAUCUCUCAGCCAUUGACAACUUCCACAAAAUGUCAUUCUUCUGGUCAUACAUGCUCAACCUGAAUGAGGCCCUUCAGCGAUGUUGUGACCUCUCUCAGCUGUGGUACAGAGAGUUCUUCCUGGAGAUGAGCAUGGGCAGUAGGAUUCAGUUUCCUAUUGAGAUGUCAAUGCCUUGGAUCCUAACUGAUCAUAUACUGGAGACUAGAGAGCCUUCAAUGAUGGAGUACAUCCUCUACCCUCUGGACUUGUACAAUGACAGUGCCCAUUUUGCCCUCACCAAAUUCCGUAAACAGUUCCUGUAUGAUGAGGUAGAGGCUGAGGUCAACCUGUGUUUUGACCAAUUUGUCUACAAACUCAGUGACCAGAUCUUUGCUUAUUACAAACACCUGGCAGGAAGCAUAAUGUUGGACAAGAGAUUCCGAGCAGAGUGUGCCAACUUUGGAAUGGUGAUAACGUACCCAAAUACAAACCGCUACCAGACACUGCUCAAACAACGCCAUGUACAGAUACUUGGUCGUUCCAUUGAUCUGAACCGUCUCCUGGGUCAGAGAAUCAAUGCGGCCCUGCAGAGAUCCCUGGAUGUGGCCAUCGCCCGGUUUGAGGGGGGAGAUCUUACUGGCAUUGUGGAACUGGAAGGUCUGAUUGAGUGUUGUCGUCUGGCUCACAAACUGCUGAGUCAGUACCUCACCCUCAAUGACUUUGAUGCCAUGUUCAAGGAGGCAAAUCACAAUGUGUCUGCUCCCUAUGGGCGGAUAACUCUGCAUGUCUUCUGGGAGGUCAACUACGACUUCUUACCAAACUACUGCUACAAUGCUGCCACUAACAGGUUUGUGAAAACGAGGAUGUCAUUUGCUCAGCCCAUACAGAGGGACAAAAUCCCUGGGGUGUCAUACCAUUACCUGUGGGGGACAAAGGCCCUGACAUACUCGUAUGGAAACAUCUACUCUCUGUACAGUGGUUUUGUGGGCCAGCCUCACUUCAGAGCUAUCUGCAGACUUCUGGGCUAUCAGGGCAUAGCCGUUGUCAUUGAGGAGCUUCUCAAGAUAGUCAAAAGCCUGGUACAAGGGACCACAUUACAGUAUGUGAAGACACUGAUGAAGGUGAUGCCAUCAAAGAGUAAACUGCUCAGGUUUGACUACGGCUCACCAGGGGUACUGGGGUAUUACCACGCUCAGCUCAAUGACAUGAUCCAGUACCCAGAUCUGAGGACUGAGGUGUUCCAGUGUUUCCAAGAGGUCGGCAAUGGCAUUCUCUUCUGUCUGCAGAUGGAACAGGCACUGAGUCAGGAAGAGGUGUGUGACCUGAAACAUGCAGCUCCAUUCCAGAACAUCAUCCCCAAACCCUUUAUACACAUCAAAGAGGGAGAUAACCGUAAAGAGAAGGAACAGGAGCUGAAGGUGAUGAUGAAGAGACUAGAGAACAAGUAUGCAGCUUUACAGGUCGUCCCAAUGAUUACUAAACUGGGAACACAGAAGCAAGCCAACAUCGCUGGAGAGGGAGAUUUGCUGACCAGAGAAAGGCUGUGCUGUGGCCUGUCCAUGUUUGAGAUUGUCCUCACCAAGAUAAAAGAGUUCCUUGGUGACGGUAUCUGGCAGGGAACACCCCCUGCCAACGGUGUCAUGAAUAUUGAUGAGUGUACCGAGUUCCAUCGCCUGUGGAGUGCCGUACAGUUUGUUUACUGUAUGCCUGUGGGAGAAAAUGAGUUCACUGUAGAGGAGUUGUAUGGAGAAGGACUGAACUGGGCUGGGUGUGCCCUCAUUAUCCUGUUGGGACAACAGAGACGCUUUGAGACGCAGGACUUCUGUUACCACAUCCUCAGAGUGAACAGGGUGGACAUGAAGGACGAGAAUGUCAAGGGCAUUCAACUGAAGAGAAUGGUGGACAGAGUCAGAAAGUUCCAGAUUCUCAACAACCAGAUUUUCUCUGUCCUCAACAAGUACCUGAAGUCUAGCGACUCAGAUAACCUUCCAGUGGAACAUGUGCGCUGUUUCCAGCCUCCUAUCCACCAAUCACUGGCAACCACCAUAUGAUUUAACUAGUACACCAAUCAAAUAGGAUCUGCAACUUGGUUGGAAUCUCAUUAACCAAUCAAUGGCAUCAGCUGUGCGAUUGGACCAACCAAUCAGUUUCUCCUUUGACAUCCUCAAACCUAAUAAUUUAACUGGCCAAUCGCUGUGUGUUAUUCAACUGGGCUAUAUAUAAAGCACUCGCUGGUCAUUAUAUUGACUUUUUGCUCAGAGCAACGACUACAUUUAUGAACUCCUGGUACUGAAAGUGUUUGCAGUGGCAGACACAUGUAGUAUGUUUUGCUUUAUAACUGAAGCCCACAUGUACAUUUUAAGAGUAGUGCCCUAACAAAUAUGACCCUAAUAUUCAGUGAAUAAUAAUUCAUCUUCCAGAUUACAUUUUUUCCUCAUUCUGAUUUGUUCUGUACUUGAUGUUUCUUCAUCAUACGUGUAUCACCUAGUAUUCAAGUUGUUUACAGAACCAUCUCUAUCUGUCCUUUAGGUGUACCAUUUAUAAAGUUGAAUGAUAAUCUCUGAGCAAACUCCUGGCUAUUCAUUAAUAGUAUAAAAGCAGACUUGACAAUCCCUAUUUGAUGUACCUGUAUACAGCAUGGACAAAGCUACUUGGCCAUCCUGUGAUGUAACAUAUGUUUACGCUGUAUUCAUGUUAAUUACCAGUAGUACAAAAUCAGACGUUGUCACAGCAAAGAACUAUAGACAUUCAUGUAACAUUGCAUAAACCCAGGAAAUAUCUGUUAUUUUUGCACAAACAGGUAGCUGAUGAAGUGCUUCCACUUGCAUGUACAAGAUUAUUCAGAAAGUUUCGUUACUACAUUGUAUAUGGACAUGUUGCUAAAAUCAUAAUGGCAA